This is a messenger RNA of Cololabis saira (Pacific saury), 1100 nucleotides long. Its product is annotated as dehydrogenase/reductase SDR family member 11-like. The transcript is spliced from 7 exons. Lineage: Eukaryota; Metazoa; Chordata; Actinopteri; Beloniformes; Belonidae. The record is from RefSeq and is a predicted model, not a curated record. Bases 81 to 848 code for a protein of 255 amino acids.
CCGCCCCGCACAGUCGCAGCCUGCAGCCCGGUCGCAGCUUCGCCUCCACCACUCGUCCGUGUCUCCGUGUGUGAGCAGUGAUGGACCGCUGGAGGGGCAGAGUGGCUCUGGUGACCGGGGCAUCGGUCGGCAUCGGCGCGGCUGUGGCCGCAGAGCUGGUCCGCUGCGGGAUGACGGUGGUCGGCUGCGCCCGAGACCUGGACAAAUUACAGAAACUGGCUGCAGAGUGUAAAAGUGCCGGCCACACCGGGGUCCUGGUACCUUUCAAGUGUGACUUGACCAACGAGGAAGAGAUUCAGUCCAUGUUCUCAGCCAUCAAAGCAGAGCACAAAGGUGUGGACGUGUGCAUCAACAACGCUGGUCUGGCUCACCCAGAGCCUCUGCUGAGUGGAAACACCAGCAGCUGGAAGAACAUGCUGGACGUAAACGUUCUCGCUUUGAGCAUUUGCACGCGUGAGGCGUACCAGUCGAUGAAGGAACGCAAUGUCGACGACGGCCACAUCAUCAACAUAAACAGCAUUUGUGGGCAUCGUGUAAUUAACAGUACUGAUGGGCAUUUCUACACGGCCACCAAGUACGCUGUGACUGCACUGACCGAGGCUCUGAGGCAGGAGCUGCGGGAGGCCAAGACUCACAUCCGAGCCACGAGCAUUUCUCCCGGAGUCGUGAAGACAGAAUUUGCUGGGCGGUUUUUCAAAAAUGACGCAGAAAAGGCCAAUCUGCUAUAUUCUAUGUAUAAGGUUCUGGAUGCAGUAGACAUUGCUAAUGCAGUCACAUACGUCCUGACUUCCCCUCCACAUGUGCAGAUUGGAGAGAUCGUGCUGCAGCCUGUGGAGGAAGCGUUCUAGUUCUGCUCCGUGUGACGGCUGAAUUAAUCUCCGCAUUCAUAUUCUGUACCCGCUUCAUCCUGUUCAUGGACGUGGGGGCCGGAGCCCAUUCAGAAUAUGGGUGGGAGGCGGGGUAUCACAUGUCCGAAUUAGUUUGCAACUCAAUUAAUAUACUGACCAACCCUUCAACUGAAGGUUUUGUUUCCUACAUUUAUGAAAUCAACUGUAAUCACUCAUGCAAAGAAUGAAACAUCUGAAUAAAGAUUACAUUUA